Molecule: messenger RNA, 4077 nt
Organism: Ornithodoros turicata
Lineage: Eukaryota; Metazoa; Arthropoda; Arachnida; Ixodida; Argasidae
Exons: 1
Coding region: 1-4077 (1358 amino acids)
Biological process (GO): proteolysis; DNA integration
Molecular function (GO): zinc ion binding; aspartic-type endopeptidase activity; nucleic acid binding
Source: RefSeq, a predicted model, not a curated record
AUGACGUGGCCAUCGUGGAAGAAGGCAUUUCAGAAUUACUUGGUUGCGUCUGGCCUAGACAAAGAGUCAACAACCCGCCGUAAGGCUAUAUUGUAUCACUGCCUUGGUGCUGAAGGGCAAAGGAUUUUUGAUCUGCUACCGCCUUCUCAAACGUCCGCUACCAACUCAGUUGCAACUACAACGGAAUCCACGGAGUCACCAUCCGAGACCGCCGCAGAUGAGAUGGAAAUUGCUCUCAAGACCUUGGAUACUCACUACACUACUACCGUUAAUCCUAUCGCCGAGCGACACAAAUUUGGUCAGCGCCGUCAGCAGCUCGGUGAGUCAAUUGAUGACUACGUCCUGGCUCUUCGAGAACUUGCCAGUACCUGUGACUUCGGGGCGACGCUUGAUUCCAUGAUACGCGAUCAAAUUGUCGGAUCCACCAACAUACCUCAUCUUCGUGAACGCCUCCUCCUAGAAGGCCGUACGCUUGCGUUGGCUCGUACAAUUAUGCUUGCACGGCAGUUUCAACAGUCACAAAAGGAAUCAAGAGAAUUUGCUGUCGAGAGCGAGCACGAGGAAGUUCAACAAGUCACAAGACAGCCUGCAAGGAAACCUAUGCAGAAGCGACAGGGCGAUCGCUCGAGCAAACGCUCUGCUACGCGAACUCAAUGUUUUCGCUGUGGCUCUAGGGAUCACUUGGCGAAUUCUCCUUCAUGUAAAGCCCGCAAUCAGAGAUGCUCCGCAUGCAGCAAGUUGGGGCACCUCCGUUCCGUUUGCCGCUCUCUGGGACAACUACGUCAACUUACGGAUGAACUUCCGUCACAAGAUUCCAUUACGAACUCCGAAGUACAAACUACCUUACAGUUGGAUACUUCUGCUCCAAAGAAAACUGGGAUCUACGUUACGUUGUCUGUCUCAGAGAGGGACAUACGUUUUCUCAUUGACACGGGAUCUUCAGUAACGAUUAUGUCUUCUGCCGUCUACGAGGGGCAUUUUGCAUCCUUGCAUCCUCUGAAGCCGACAUCUGUGAGCCUGUACGAUUUCUCCAAACGCUCAAUUCCCAUUCAGGGAUGUUUUUCGGCACCGGUCAAGUACGCAAAUCGUUCAGCAUGUCUGAAUUUCUACGUAGUAUCCAAUGGCACGACACUUCUUGGCAUGGAUGCUGUCACGUCGUUGGAGUUAUGCAUUGACGGCAUGAGUCUCUCCUGCUUUAGUACGACUGCGUCGACAGUCACCGUACCCCCAGCAAUUUCAGCUGAUUUCGGACACCUUUUCGAUGGAACUCUGGGUCUGUCUAAACAUUACAUUCACAAGGUGAAGAUACGUUCCGACAUCAAGCCCGUUACAGGCAAGUUACGCCGUUUACCGUUAACAGUACGAGAACAAGUUUCUCAAGAACUACGUCGUCUGGAAGAACAGGACGUAAUCGAAAAGGUCACAGCUUCAGAGUGGGUCUCUCCAAUCGUAGUGGUAAAGAAAAAAGAUGGCUCCAUCCGCUUAUGCGUCGACCUACGCGAACCCAACAAAGCCGUCAUUGCGGACUGUUUUCCACUACCACAUACUGAGGAACUGCUUAACGCCUUAGCCGGCGCCAUGAAAUUCUCGAAACUGGAUCUGGCAUCCGCUUAUCAUCAAGUUCCCCUACACCCAGAUAGCAGGGACUUAACCGCAUUUAUUACUCACGAGGGACUCUUCCGUUUUAAGCGCGUAUGCUUCGGACUUGCCUCCGCUCCUUCAGCAUUUCAACAAAUGAUGUCCCUCAUACUCCGAGGCUGCAAAGGAGUUCUCUUCUACAUAGACGACAUCAUCGUUUACGGACAUUCGCAAGAAGAACACGACAACAACCUCCGUCAUGUACUCAAGCGUUUGUCUGCGGAAGGCUUGAAAUUGAAUCACAAGUGCGUGUUUGACGUCGUCGAGCUUACUUUCCUCGGACAUGUCGUAAAUGCCCAUGGACUGUUACCUCAAACGUCUGCAAUUCAAGCGCUACAAAGGGCCCCUCCACCUACGGAUUUAAAGUCACUUCGUUCUUUCCUGGGAUUACUUGGGUACUACUCCAAGUUUAUCCAUCACUUCGCCGAGCUGGUGGAACCGAUGCGUGAACUCCUUCGAGAGGGAAAAACUUUCGAGUGGACUUCAAGGGCGGAUCAAACUUUUAACAAGGUGAAAGCUACACUCAGCUCGUGCCCGGUUCUACACAUGUUCGAUGUACAGCUCCCAGUGGUCGUGACCACAGACGCUUCAUCAUACGGUUUGGGUGCCGUUCUGCAACAAAUUAAAGGGAACGAAGUUCGCACAGUCGCUUUUGCUUCCCGUACCUUAUCUUCGGUGGAGAGAAAGUACUCGGUUGGUGAGCGCGAAGCGCUUGCCUGCAUGUGGGCAUGCGAGCAUUGGCAUAUCUACUUGUGGGGACGCCCCUUUACUCUACGGACUGACCAUCAAGCGUUAGUAACCUUGCUUGGCACACAAGGCUCUGGACAUCGCCCUCUGCGUAUAUCAAGAUGGUCCGCCAGAUUGCUGUACUACAACUUCACUAUAGAGUACAAGAAGGGAGCCGAGAAUUAUAUUGCGGAUGCCCUAUCAAGGUUACCACUACAGUCAGAUGAUGUUGAUGAAGAAAUUGUCUGCACCAUCCCCAGCCCCAUUUCAAAAGAAGAAUUACAAGAGGCUACGUUGCUCGAUCCAGAAAUCAGCGAGGUCAUCAGUGCACUUGAACAAGCAACUUGGUCGCGACAUGCUCACAGAGCUCCCGCAAUGGGUCCGUACCAUCGCUGCGGACGUGAACUUUCAGUUGUGAAUGGACUUCUGCAUCGUGGCGAACGUUUAGUGGUCCCACGUACACUAACUUCCAGGCUGCUUGAGAUGGCACACGAGACGCACCCUGGAAUUGUGCGUACAAAGCAGCGACUUAGAGAUUUGUACUGGUGGCCCGGGAUGGAUGCCCAAGUGGAAAAAAUGGUGCACGAUUGCUCUAUCUGUCAGUCUGCUGACAAAUCUGCCAAGGUUGCAUCUGCACCUUUGUACCUAGUAGUAUCCCCAGCUACACCAUGGUCAAAACUGGGAAUGGACAUAGUUGGACCGUUCGAAGACUCUCCUCCUUCGUGCCGUUACGCCAUAACGCUUAUGGAUUACCAUAGCAAGUGGCCAGAAAUUUCAUUUGCGCCCGCUGUUACAACAUCUACCGUGGAAGCAUUCCUUAUGCACGUAUUCAGUCGCGAAGGCUACCCCGACGAGAUAGUCACAGACAAUGGCCCGCAAUUUGUGUCCACACACUUCAAAGCCUUCCUGCGAGAACGAGGUAUUCAGCACACGACAGUAUCCGUCUACUAUCCACAAGCCAACGGUCAAGUUGAACGUUUCAACAGAGUGCUCAAGGACACCAUACAAGUUGCAACACUACAGCGCAAAGACAUCAAACGCGCAAUCCUUGAGCAUCUCGCGGUAUACAGAAGCACACCGCACGCUACAACAGGUGUCUCUCCAGCAGUGCUUCUGCAUGGCCGGAACUUUCGAACGCGCGUCAACGUGGUAGGACUUCAAAAGCCCUCAGCAACACCCGACAUGUCGAGAGUCAAGGCACGUGUGUCGUCAAAACAGAGUAAGCAGAAUGUCUACACCGACGACAAGCGAUCUGCAAGGUUCCGCAAAUUCAUGCCGGGAGACUAUGUUCGAGUGCGCCUACCGGGUCGCCGAAAGAAAGGACGGUCAAAUUUUUCUGCACCCUUCAGAAUCAUCGCUUCCCGGGGACCACUAUCUUUUUUGCUGGAAGACGCCAGGAUAUGGCAUUCGUCGAAGUUUACACCAUUUUAUGGUGAGCUGAGGCCACCAGAAGGCCAAGUACAACCGGACGUACCGCCCUCUUUCGGCUACUCUUGGUGGCCUAUUGACGAUAACGCACCUGUUUCGGACAGUGCAUGUGUCUCCCCUCAAGACCAAUCUCCGCACAAAGGCGCAACAGUACAUCCGCUGCCAUCUCUCGAACAGCAGGACCCGCCUCUACGCAGAAGUACACGACAACGUUCCGCUCCUGUCCGUUACCCGGCCAACGAGAACGACGCACCACAGGACAUUGCCGACGACAGAGUGCACUAA